AUGGAUCUCUUCUCGAUAGCUUCCAAUUUGCAACAAAUAGCCAUUGGAGGUGUAAACUUUGUAAACAACAAGCUAAGAAAAAAAAGCGUAAGCACAGAAUGUAAUUACAUCACAUAUAUUGUUAUAGGCGAAAAUGAAAAACAGCCAUACGACACAAACAUAUUUUUCCUGCCAUUUAAAAUUUGCGGAAAAAUAAAAUUAAAGGAGUUUAAAGAAUUUUUCCCCUUUAAGGAUAACGUUAUUUUUCGCUUUAAAAUCCCCGUGGUAGAUUUAAUUGAUGUUAUUAACGAGGGUAUAGUAAACCACGCACCUUUGAUGAAGGAAGAUACAAAUGAGCAAAACAAAGAGAAAAAUAUAAUUUCUGACGAAAAUGAAAUAAAAAAUAUAUUAAGACAAGACCAGUUCAGUCACCUAUGGGUAGACAUAACCAAUGAAGAGGCCUACAUACCAUUCUACAAUUCAAAAAUUGUUGUAAAGGUGUUAUUUAUUAAUAAUGAAGAAUAUAGGGAGUACACCGAUAUUUAUUUUAAAAAUUUUCAGUGCUGUGAAUCAAAUCGCCCUAUUUACACCCUGAACGAUACCAACCCCUGUUCCUACAUUGUACUAGGGGAAGAAGAAAAUGACAAAAGGAAUAGCACAGAUAAUGAAGAAGAAGAAGAAGAGGAAGAAGAAAAAGACCAUUAUUUCGACGAACAUAUGAAUGAAACAUCACCUUCUAACCAUUUGAAAAAUCGGCAUCCCUCAAAUCAUACGGACAACAUCCCCAGUAGCCACAGUAACAAUAAGCACACACAUCAUCUGGAGGAUGAGGCGGAAAAUUUUGUUCAUAAUGAGUAUGUCCGAAAUGACCCUCAAAGUGAAGCGACAUACAAAAAGGGUUAUCCCUCCGAGAUGCCUCAACAUAAGCAACACCAAAAUAACGCUAACAGAAAGAGAGAAGAUGACAAUUUUUUUCAAAGUAUUAAAAAGGAAGCAAGUAAGAAUAAAGCGAGUGAAUAUAUUUUGCAAAAAAACAGUUACACUUCCACCACAAAUUUGCUGCUAUCUGGCAGAAGUAAUGUCCAAGGGGGGUAUGAAGACAUGCCCAUGGGAAGGGAAAACAACGGAGCUAACAGUGGCCCAUAUAAUAGUCCGGACGUGGACAAAAAAGAACGGCAAGAUGUCAUCAAAGCGAAUGUCAGUAAUCGACUGCAGGAACUAAAAGAUUUCCGCACCCAGGAAGAAGCGAAAUUUAAAGAAAAGGUGAUCCUAUCUGAACAUAUUAAAAAACAAAUUGUUAAGUGGUCCAAGAAUUUGGAUGGAUCAUACAAAGAUGUAAAGGUCAUGCUAAGCACAUUAAAUGAAGUCUUGUGGGAUGACUCUGAAUGGAGACAAGUGCCCAUGUCGGAGUUAAUAUCCAAUUCGACCAUGGUGAAGAAGGCGUACAAAAGUGCUAUACUCCUGUGCCACCCAGACAAGCACAGGGGAAAACCUGUGGAGCGAGUGCUAAGAGCAGAGAUGAUCUUCCAAGCGUUAAACAAUGCCUACAAGGAAAAAAAAAACAUGUGA
Molecule: messenger RNA, 1548 nt
Organism: Plasmodium knowlesi strain H
Lineage: Eukaryota; Apicomplexa; Aconoidasida; Haemosporida; Plasmodiidae
Exons: 2
Coding region: 1-1548 (515 amino acids)
Biological process (GO): clathrin-dependent endocytosis; clathrin coat disassembly
Cellular component (GO): intracellular membrane-bounded organelle; cytoplasm; vesicle
Molecular function (GO): clathrin binding
Source: RefSeq, a predicted model, not a curated record